Molecule: messenger RNA, 996 nt
Organism: Rhododendron vialii
Lineage: Eukaryota; Viridiplantae; Streptophyta; Magnoliopsida; Ericales; Ericaceae
Product: E3 ubiquitin-protein ligase ATL23
Exons: 1
Coding region: 305-697 (130 amino acids)
Source: RefSeq, a predicted model, not a curated record
GUUACCUCUCCACAGCCCUUCAAAUCCACCACUUCAACAGCCAACCCGCGGAUCAAGAAAGAAACAGCCAACCCAAUUUCAAGUUCCACCUCAUUCCCACUCCCACAUCAAAUUAAUCCCAAUUCCAUCCAUCCAUCCAUCCAACCAAACACGCCCUAACAGACCCAUAUAUAUAAUUUGCCAAACAUUAUGUUCAGCCGUAUUCCCCGCCUUUUAAUCCCACCUCUCCAUCAACCCCCUUAAGUAUUAUUACCCAUUUCCUAAAACUCCCCAAAAAAAAUCAAGAAAAGAACAAGAGAAAAAAAUGAUUCUUUCGGUGGUUCUUGCUCUGUUUCUACCCUGCGCCGGGAUGAGCGUGGUGUUCCUGAUUUAUUUAUGCCUGUUGUGGUGCGCGACGAAUAACCACCGGGGCGACAUCGGGUUGCCGGUAAAACAGCCGGCGGAGAAGGGUCUGUCCGCGGCGGAGCUGGAGAAGAUGCCGAGGGUGACGGGGAAGGAGCUGGUUAUGGGGACGGAGUGCGCCGUGUGCUUGGACGAGAUAGAGGGGGAGCAACCGGCCAGGGUGGUGCCCGGUUGCAAUCACGGGUUUCACUUGCUGUGCGCUGAUACGUGGCUUGCGAAGAACUCUGUUUGUCCUGUCUGUCGGGCUCAGCUCCAGCCCCAGAUAGUUGAUCCUCCAGACGACAAUCCCUGCUAAAAAAACGAUCGAGUCCGAAUCGUCCAUUGCAACAAUCAAAGAUCAAGAUUACCGAGAUGAAACUAAACUAUUGAUUGCCGAGACGGAUGGCUCAAAUCAUGUAGUAUACCCCCAUAAGUUCGCCCAUUUUGAGCCUCCCCUCUGCUUUGCUAAUGAUGGGUUUUUUUUUUUUUUCUUUUUCAUUCGAUUUCUUCAGAGCUAGUGUCAUAGUCGACUUUUGGCACAUAUGUUUGUGGAGUCAUAAGUAUUGCACAAUGAUUAUUAGAUUGAUGAAUUGAGAUUUGAGUCUCCUUUGUUUA